Solanum dulcamara is the source of this 867-nucleotide messenger RNA. Its product is annotated as acyl carrier protein 2, mitochondrial-like. The transcript is spliced from 2 exons. Gene Ontology annotation, cellular component: mitochondrion. Lineage: Eukaryota; Viridiplantae; Streptophyta; Magnoliopsida; Solanales; Solanaceae. The record is from RefSeq and is a predicted model, not a curated record. Bases 94 to 480 code for a protein of 128 amino acids. Gene Ontology annotation, molecular function: acyl carrier activity; acyl binding. Gene Ontology annotation, biological process: fatty acid biosynthetic process.
GUACUACUAGGAUUUUUCUAGAACCUUUGUGAAAGCUCUAACGCCGCUUUGUUCAUCUCCUCCAAUUUCUCCAAAUCUCUCUCUUCAUUUUCAAUGGCGGCGAGGAUCGCAUUGCUGAAGUACCUGAGAGUGGAAGCUCGGCCGGUGCAGCUUCGAAACCCUAGGCUCAUCGGAAGCUCAUUCAGUCAGCUUUUCAAACGUCACUUCUCGGAGGAAGUAAGGGGAUCGUUUCUCGAUAAGGAUGAAGUUAGGGAUCGUGUAAUCAACGUCGUCAAAAACUUCCAGAAAGUUGAUCCUUCCAAGGUUGUCCCAAAUGCUCACUUCCAAAAUGAUCUGGGCUUAGAUAGUUUAGACACCGUCGAAAUUGUGAUGGCCUUUGAAGAAGAAUUUGGGUUUGAGAUUCCGGACAAUGAAGCCGACAAGAUCAACUCGAUAGAUUUAGCAGUUGAUUUCAUUGCAUCUCACCCUCAGGCAAAAUAAGCGAACAAAAUGUAGCUUCGAUGAGUACUGAUUUCCUUUUAUAACUUCUUUUUCCCAAUUCAAGUACUUCAUUUACUCACUUUCGGCGUGUGGUGUAUACUACAUAUGCUUUCUACUCAGCGCUGUCCUGAAGACGAGAGCUACCAUUAUCAGCUAGACAAAAAUUCAAUCUCAUUAGAUUUGAGCUAUAUGUUAUUAGAAUGUUUAGUGCCUAUGAAAAUAAAUCUAGCUCUAUGGUAGCAUGAGUCAAGAUGAAGUUUUAAUGGCUUUUAAUUUUCAUUGUUGGCCAAAAGCCAAAACACGUCUGAAGUUUAUAUGUUGCCCAGAACUUUGAUCAACUGGUUGCAUUAUGUUGUUUUUUAGUGAAUUAAUUGAUUAGAUAUUAAA